Messenger RNA from Drosophila kikkawai, 8080 nucleotides. It is a transcript of the gene Kul, whose product is annotated as Kuzbanian-like. Gene Ontology annotation, cellular component: plasma membrane. NCBI's taxonomy places the organism in Eukaryota, Metazoa, Arthropoda, Insecta, Diptera, Drosophilidae. The record is from RefSeq and is a predicted model, not a curated record. Gene Ontology annotation, biological process: membrane protein ectodomain proteolysis; Notch signaling pathway. Gene Ontology annotation, molecular function: metalloendopeptidase activity.
GCGGCAACCCUGACAAACCGUCAGCGAAUUUGGUGGAUGGUGGGCGAAAACACGAAGAAAAAAAAAUAAAAGUUGUUUCUGGCGAACAAAACCAAUUGGAAUGCCAGUGUUUCAGUGACUGUGAAAAGUAUGCGGGAUAAAUCCAGUUGAAAACCGUAAAUCAAUAGUGCCCCGUUUAUGGCUCGGGAAAUUCGCUGCAUUUAAGCCUGGAUGAUUAGGCAGAAGAACAGGUUUUAGGCCGUGGCAACAACGAAAGAGAAAAAAACUUGGGACUGGCUUAUACCAUUUACGCCAUUAGCUGAGGUCGCCGUCGAUUGUUUUGUGUGUGUGUAUGGGCUUGCGGGCGUUUUGUUUUGUUGUCUGUUCAAUAUUUGGCUAUAUUUCCCAAAUCCAAUUAACAAUUAACGGCUGAACGGGGAAAAAGUGCAACAAUUUCUGGCUAAUUGAAUUUUACGUGUAUUUUAUUUUGGUUUUAGACCAGCGCAACAACAACAGCGAGCAGCGAGUAGAAGAGAGAGCGAAGAGAGUGUUUCUUCUUUUUUGUUUUUUUUUUUCUUGGCUUAAACCAAAGCUCAGGUAGUCAGAAUACACACACGCACACACAGAGACGGAGAGAGAGAGACGUAUCUAUACAAAUGGCUAGCACGCAAAGCUAAAACAAUAAUUAUCCAAUUAAACGGUUGUCAAAGAAUGCAUUUAAUUUCAUUGGUCAAUGGCUCUCCGUGAGACGAUGCAGACUGCCAGAGCCAGUUCCUCGCAGAAACGCCACGAAUAAGAAGCCACAAACCAUGUGAUGCAGCAGCGGAGGUCGAGAGGUCGGAACACGCAGCCUACAAGUAGCUAGGUCAACCACACACAACCCCCGCACCACACACAGGCACGCAGAUCCCCGGACGCGGAACGAUAAUCCACGCGACAGCCGCCAGAUGAGCUGGCUGCCGGGGCUCCUGGGGCUGCAGCUCCUGCUGCAGUUCCUGUGGCUCCUGCGGCUGCCCGGCGAGCUGCAGGCCAUUCCCACGCCUCUUAAGUUGCCAGGCUACACCCACAGGUUGACUCCCUACAUCAAGCACUGGGAGGCGGCGAACUUCGAUCGCGGUGUACUGCAGGCAGCCCAAGUCAGGCACCUCGAGCAGGCUCGCUUCCGGCAGAAGCGACAUGUGGAGGAGGAGGCCAGCACCACGCCAAGUGGCCUGGCGCACACCAUUCGCUUAAAUUUCUCCGCCCACGACAGAGAUUUUCGUCUGGUGCUGCGUCAACAGCCGCAUUCGGUGUUCGCCCACGACGUGGAGAUCGAGAAUACUCUGGGUCCCAUCGACUACGAUGUAUCGCGCAUCUACACGGGCAGUCUGGAGGAUGACGAGGCGGCCCAUGUACAGGCCAUCCUGACCAGUGACAACCUGCUGGAUGGAACGAUAGAGACGCAAGCGGAGCACUAUUACAUAGAGCCGGCGCAACGCUACUCCCAGCAGCUGGCCGAGAGCGGUGUCCACAGCAUAGUCUAUAAGUUAAGUGAUGUAAAUAUGCAGAAGGAACAGUUUACGGGAGGAGGACUCAACUCUGCGGCGCCCGUCAAGACGCACUGUGCCAGCGAGAAGCUGAGAAAGAAACGCUGGCUGCCAGAGGAGCUGGCCAUGUCGGAUGCUCCUGCGCCCACAUAUAAUCGCAAUCCGCCCCUGCCGCUUGAUCUGGAGGUGCCCUACAACGACGACUUUCGUGUGCUGGCCUCCGAGGAGGACAAGAGCGACGAGUCACCCAGGAAGUACCCAACCACAUCCACGACCAGGAGCACAGUGCGCAGCACGGAGAGCUUCCUGGCCACGCUGACGAAACCAACGUCGAAUCGCAACAUACUUGUAAAUAACUACAAUCCCUCCAAUGUCGGCGAGGGCAGUCGCAGCUACAGUAACAGCAACAGUAAUAGUAAUAAUAACAAUAAUAAUAACAAUAGCGGAAACAAUCUCCGGAAGUUGUACACGAAGCACAAGAACAUCAUUGUGAGCACGUACAAUCGACCCAUUGAACCGGAAUUCGGUACGCCCUACGAAGAACCCAGCAACAAUGGCAGCCGGGGCGACCUGCCCAGCAACUUCUUCAAUGCCAACUGGACGACGCUGUUUCUGGGUAACCAGAACAAUGGCAAUGACCGGCCUAGCCACAAGACGCACGUGGAGAUUAUUACCAAGAAUGGAGCCACCAAGAAGCCAAAUAUAAUUGUGAACAACUACAAUCCAGAGAUUAUAUUCGCUCCCAAUCCACACAAUCCAAGCUUCAACAGCAUGCUGAUGACGAAUCUCCUAAGCGGCCGGGGCGAGGAUAUCCAUAGUUCCCCGCGUCUGCUCUACGAUCGCAAGACCACCUGCAUGCUGUACCUGCAGGCGGAUCACACCUUCUUCCAGAAAAUGGGCUCGGAUGAGGCCUCCAUUGAGGCCAUAACGCGGCAUGUGCAGCGAGCCAAUACAAUAUACCGAAAUACCGAUUUCAACAAUGAUGGCAAGCCGGAUAACAUUACAUUCAUGAUCAAGCGUAUCAAGGUGCACAACAUGAAUGCGAUGAAGGAUCCCAGCUAUAGAUUUCCAGGAAACUAUGGCGUUGAAAAGUUUCUGGAACUAUUUUCAGAGGAAGACUACGAUGCCUUUUGCUUGGCCUACAUGUUCACCUAUCGGGAUUUCGAAAUGGGAACCUUGGGUUUGGCCUGGACAGGGGAUCUAAAAAACGCAGGUGGAGUGUGCGAAAAGAAUGGUCACUAUAGAGGUUCCCUCAAGUCUCUGAACACGGGCAUUGUGACUCUUUUAAAUUAUGGAAAGCAUGUGCCGCCCGCCGUGUCCCAUGUGACUUUGGCCCACGAAAUCGGCCACAACUUUGGCUCUCCGCAUGAUCCGGAGCAGUGUACGCCUGGUGGCGAGGACGGCAACUUUAUCAUGUUUGCUCGCGCCACAUCGGGCGACAAGAAGAACAACAACAAGUUCAGCACUUGCUCUUUGAAAUCGAUAGAGCCUGUGCUGAAUGCCAAGGCACGUUCCAUGAAAGGUUGCUUUACGGAGCCGCAGUCCUCGAUUUGCGGCAACGGCGUGGUGGAGCCGGGCGAGCAGUGCGACUGCGGCUGGGAGGAGGAUUGCAAGGACUCGUGCUGCUUCCCCAUGUCGCGUCAGCCGCGCAUCGAUGAGACUCCCUGUACCCUGACACCACACGCCCGCUGUAGUCCCUCGCAAGGACCCUGCUGCACCACCGACUGCAAGCUGAAGUUUGGCGAUAAGUGUCGCGAUGACAACGGCUGUCGGGAUCCAUCGUUCUGCGACGGGCGUGUGCCACAGUGUCCGCCAUCGGUGAACAAGCCGAACAAGACCAUCUGCAACAAGGAGUUUGUGUGCUACAUGGGCGACUGCACUGGUAGCAUUUGCCUGGCCUAUGGCCUUGAAUCGUGUCAGUGCAUUCCGGGGCCCCAGGACGAUAGGAUCAAGUCCUGUGAGCUGUGCUGUAAGCUACCCGGCGAGGAUAAUCCCUGCCGCAGUUCCUUUGAAUGGAAUGAGGCGCCCUUCGAUGUGCCCGAUAUGUACUCGAAGCCGGGAACGCCCUGCAACGAUUAUAAUGGAUACUGUGACGUCUUUCAGAAGUGCCGAGAGGUGGAUCCCUCUGGUCCUUUGGCCACUUUGCGUAAGCUCUUGCUUUCGGAGGAGAGCAUUGCCACAUUCAAGAAGUGGAUGCAGCACAACUGGUACACUGUGGCUCUGGCUGCCAUUGGUGUUAUCCUGCUCCUGGCGCUGAGCACAAAACUGCUGGCGAAACGCUCGAAUCUGAAGCUUAAAUCCGUCACCAUUAUACACAGUGCCACCACGGAGACAGUCCGACUGCCGGAGAACAACAACGGAGUGAUAGUACACACCGCCGUGCGGACAAAGGUUCCAUUUAAGAAGAAAGUGCGUGGCGAGCGAAGCAAGAAACCAGGACCGACGACAACGGGGGCGGUGGCAGGAGCAGCUGGUGUAACUGGAGCCGCUGGUGUGACAUCCCGAGGAGCUGCCAAAAACAUUGCCACUGCAGAGCCCAAGAAGACGACUCGACCCCAGGCUAUGAACAAGAAGAAAUCCCUCGAAGAAGAUCCCAAGAAAUUGAACAAAAAGCUGGGCAAACACAUGAAGGAGAUUAUUGACUACUCGCACCGCAACAACAAUGGUGCGGAUGAUGCCUCCAAUCUGUCGACUACCAACAACCACACCAACACCUUUGGCAAGGUGCAGAAAUGGCUGCUGGAAUCGCCCAUUGUGGCGCAACCUUUGUCCCACAUCGAGCACAGUUCUAGGGUUCGCAAGGUGAUGAGCAAAUCGCAAUCCACUCCCGAGAGGCUGGUGCAGAAGACACCACAGAAGACAAAGUCCAUGGGUAAUCUGUCCAACGAGAAGGUCAAGCUGCAGGUGGUGUACAAGCCGCCCUUUAAGUUCUCCCUGCGGCUGUCCAAGAAGCCCAAGGUAAAGACCCAUGUAGUGGGUGCUGGGGCUCGACCAAAGCGAGGACAAAAGACCAGUGGUGGCCGGGCUGCUGGACCAUCAUCCUCGGGUUCAAAGGAAGCCACAACGCGCGCCAAAAGGAGUGCAUUGCUGCUCUGCAACGAGGCUGAGGACGACAACCAAAUCCUCACCCUCAACGAGCCCAAUUACGAGACCUUAAAGCCGCCAACGCCACCCCGUUCAAUGGAGCACUGCUACGAGAACGUGGAUAUGCAGGUCGAGGCCUCAUCUUCGAAGCCCAGCAGCAGCAGCAAAGUGGCUCCUAGCUCGCAGAAUAGAGCGAGCCUCCUGGACGGAGCUCCACAGCCGGCGCCUGCGCCUGUUCAAAGGAGCUCCUAUCGCAGAUCCAACUCGCUGUCCAACCACAAUCCCUUUGCGGCAGCUCCUCGUCGUAGCAGCAGCAAGGCCAGCGGAUCAGUUAAUCUGACUCGUAACUUUGGCAGCACACAGAAUCUGAUAAAUCUCAGUCAGAAUCUGGCCAAAACCAAAAAGCGCAGCAGCCUGAACCUCAAGGCCAGCAGUGGAGGAAACAGUGGAGCAGCUAGGGGUCCUAAAGAUCCGCCAACAAUGGCAGUUGCCUCGCCCCAGAGGCGUUCCUCCUCCAAUGCGAAUCUACGCCGGGAUAGCAGUGUCUCCUCUUCAAAAGCUGUGCCUAUUCCCCCGACCAGAAACUCCCGGAACAGCUUCAGCAACAUUCCCAGGGCAAGCCUAGGAGGAGGUGGUAAUGGUAACUCCAAUGCCACUUCAGGGCCUCCGCCCAGUUUCUCUCGCCAAUCUUCCAGCAGCACAGCAACCAGCAGCUCUUCUAUUGCUCCACCCGGAGCAGCCUUGCAACAAUCCGCCUCCACAAGCGCCAUGCAGCGCCAGCCACCCACGCAGCCCACGAGGAGAAGCCUCCACAACUUUCGGUCGCGUUCCACUGCAACUGGUCCGCCGCCGCCGCAAGUUGCUGGGAAGCCAGGUACAGCAGCUGGAGCAACUGCUGCCACAUCAACGGAGAACAACGAGCUGCCCUCCGAUCUAGAGGUGGUCGUCUCCGAUGUGGAGAAUCUGGUUAGCUAAGGGCAGCCGGUCCGGGUCCGGUUCCCAUUCCGAUUCCGAUACCAGUUCCCCAAGCCAACCAAGUGAAAGUGAUAAGUCUUAAUGUUAGUUAUACAAAUUGUCGCAUAGGUUUACUUGCAUACAUAUAUAUAUAUUUGUACAGACAUUGCAUUAUAUAUAUGUGUACUUUACACUGCCUUAAACUUGCCGUUUCUGCUGAAUAUGUGAAUACCACGCCCACUCACCCGACACUCGGACACACAGACACGAAACUGAACCGCAUUCCACGCAUAUUGCCACGCCCAUAUAAAUCCCCCGACCAAGGCUGCAGCACAGCAGCGCCCACGGAACCAAUUCACCCAAGCGCCCAACCCGCCCACUGAACGCCACCGCAAUCCCAACCGCCAGCCGCACUCACCGCACUUUGUACCUUUCAAACUGUUUACUGUUGUACUGAGUAUUGUGUAAAUUUCCUUUUGGCUAAAAGUAUCUUGUUACCAGCUGCAAAUUUCGUGAGUUUUCGCAAGUUGUAUUUAGUUUGGAAAGCAAAUUUUAGUUACAAUUCGAUUUAGAGUUCUUGAAUUCUUCGAAUUUAGUGGAAUCUUUCUAAUAUUUCCUUUUCUCUGACACCAAAAGUCAAUGUAUUAGAGUUAAAAAGACAUAUUGAAGCAAGAUUGAUAAAUUAGUAUGUCUUAUUUUAUUUUAUUUAAAAUUUGCAGUUGGUAACAUGCAUCCAUAUAUAUUAAGUUAAACCAUUUCGAUGUGUGUUUUUCUGAGCAAUGAAUGAGCUUUACUUUACGCCAUCAAUAUAAACCUUUCUCAUUUUUAUAAACACUCUAUUGAAAUGGAUAACCCUAUUCACACUUGGCAUCCUAAUUUCAAUUAAUUUUAGAACAGUAUUACUGAAAAUGUUAUGUACCUACUACUAUCAUCGAUCAAUUUAUACAUUAGUUUGGCCUGCUCUUUACCUACAAGUUUCAAACAACGAUCACUACGAUUCAUCUGAACUUAGACGACACACAGAUCAAUACAAGGUGCUAUUUUUAGUAACGAACUAAAACGUAAAAUAUUAGCCGAGAACAUUUCGAAAAAUCCUUUGCAUAUUUUCUCAAGAUCAAAACUAAGAUUAGGAACGCAUAUAGGAAGAAUGAGGUUGGAGUAGCCUAUAGAUAAGAUGUGGAGCCGGGGAAGUUGCAAAUAAGUGUACGGAAUAGAUUCAGAGAUAACCAACGAUAACUGUCAAUAAAUCAAAAGCGUCAUGCAUCGAAAGUAGGUUUUAGAGAAUGCCACAUAGAACUCCCAAUCACCCCACCUGUUGACCACGCCUCCCAUAGGUCCCAUAGAGCGAGCAGGGGCAUCCCUGCUGGCCAAUGCAAUUCCGUAGCUGUAGUGUAAAUAUGAUAUCGACAGGACAUAGUUUUUAUAUGCAAUACCGAGAUAUAGAGCAAUGAGAACAAACCUACGAUAUUGAUAACGCGCCUAGGAUAUACAUAUAUAGAGUCACAUUCCGUAUCGAAUCACAGAGCAAGCGGCUUUCGAGUAACACACACACUAAUCCACAACACCCCCAGCAGCAGCAAUAACGAUCCGUAGGAUAAGUUAACAAACAAUUGAUAUUUGUAGCUAUAUGAAUGUGUAGGAAAUCAAAGGCGUAUCAUAAUUAUAUAUACAUACGAGCAUUUGGGUAUAUUUUUGUGGAAUAUACAUAUUGAUAAGAGAUCCAUAACAUAUAUGUAUAGUAAGCUCAGCUCAAGAAACCGACGAACGAACCCUAAAGAUCGAAAACGAGACAGAAAAGACAGUUAACGCGUAGGCCAGUAAAGAAACAGAAACGGAAUAGUUACGAGUACGCGACAAUCGCUUUGAAAUGCUUAAAAGAAAUAAUGAUAAACCCGAAGAAAUUAAAGUUUAGUUUCUAGUUAUUUAAUUAUGAAAUUAUACAAGGCAGAGAGUCAAAGGAAAAUGGCAAAUGCCUUAUAAUAACAAGAUGAGUAACGCAAGUGUAUGAGCCUUAUGCAUCUUCUUAUUAUAAGGUCUUUGGUAAGGGCAGAGAGACAGGCAGGAAAGUGAGUUGAAACUUACCAAAAACAAAACAAAAAAAUAUAAUAAAAAUAAAAAUGAUAAAAUGACAAAGGAUAUAAUAAAUGCCAAUGUUUGUGUACUGUAUAUAAUUAAAUGCAAAUGAUUAUUGUCUAAGCAGAUGGAUGCGAGUAUUUUGAGCGUGACAAAAAGACUAUUUAGCGCGAAAUGAACAAUUUUUGUGUAAUGUGUACAUAAAAGAAACCGAUUGAUUUUAAUCUAAAUAUAUAUACAUAAUUAUAAAUGUAAUUGUAAAACUGCAAACGAUUUUUAAAUCUGUAUGUGUAUUGUGUACCUCAAUUGUAAUUAUUUUUUUUACGUACUUUUCACAAGAUGGAUUAACGCUAUUUUUAUAAUUUAGCUAAAUGAAUUAUAUAUGAACACGAUCCCUAGUUAAUGGCCAGUUUUAAAUGUCCCUCACCCAGCCGAGAGCCCCCCCCCCACAUAAAAUACAACAU